AUAUUAAUUAACUAAUUGUUUUUAAUAUUAUCCCUAAUCAUAUCAAUCAAUCAAUCAAUCAAUCAAUUAAUCAUUCUAUGAACUUCUACUCACUUUAUGGAUCUAAUCAAGAAUAUUCCUUGAAUAUUUUAGAAUUAAACUCCACUAAGUUUUUAUUUCUUCGCCAUUUUCCUUAAGAUAAGCUGCUUUACUAUUUGCCUUAGUGUGAGUUUGGGGAAGAGGAAGAAGAAACUAUUGAUGAAUUAAAAAAAAAAGUUAAAAUUGAUGAAGAAACCAGAUUAUUUAUUUCUAAUUAAUCAGUUAAUAUAUCUAAAAACAACAAUUUAAUGGAAAUAGAAUAAUAGGAAGAUAAUCAAAAGUCACCAUUCUAUACAAAGAUAAAAGAUAAACACUAUAUAAAAGGAGCUAUGAAGUUCGAUUUAACUUUUUUAAAUAAUAUUGACUAAAAUUCUAUUGAUUUUAUCUUAAUAACAUCAAUUGAUGACAUCUUCCUUUUACCAUUCCUAUUUUAACAAAAUAAACUAAAAGCCAAGGUUUAUGCUACUGUCCCUGUAGCUUAGAUAGGAUAGCAUGUGCUUCAAGAAUAUUACAAACUAGUUUAGAAUAGAAAUAGAAAUAUUGAUUUAUCUUCUUCUGAAAAUAAAAAUGGAUAAUAUUUUUAAAAUUCAUAAAAUUCAUAUUUUUAAGAGAGUGAAUUUUUGGAUUUAUUUGAAACACAAUAUGAUUUGGAAAUCAAUUAGUGGGCAGAUAUUUUUAGUUAUGAAGAUAUUCAAAAUGCUUUAAGCAAAAUUACAACAAUGAACUUUGGAUAAAAGCUACAAUUAGAGGGAGUAGAUACUAUUAUUGAACCUGUUAGCAGUGGUUAUUCUAUUGGAAGUUGUGUCUGGAUUUUAGAAUAUCAUUCUAAUAGACUAGCUGUUUUUAACAAUGCUUGUAAACAUAACAUCAGACACACCCUUAACCUUGAUUAAAGCUCUAAGUUAAAGGAUUCUUUAGAUUUUUUGUUUGUCACUCCCUUCUUGAACACAUCAAAAGAAUUAACUGCUUUGACAAAAUAAUUUAAUACUUCAUAUCUUAGUGAGGCAUAUCUUAUCAAAUUUUUCUAGCUAGCUUAGUAAUUACUACAAUAAAAACAAAAUUUAAUUAUUCCUAUCAGAGACGGUGGUAUUAUUUUAGACUUAUUAGAUAUAUUAGAAAAGAAGCUUGCUUCUUUUAUUAGACAUUUUUAUAUUAUUUGUGAAAGUGCUUUACCAUAUAUCCAUUUUGGUAAUAGUAACGUUGAAUUUUUAAAUGAAAUCCUCUAAAAAAAGAUAUUUUGUGAAAACCCUGAGAAUCCCUUCUCAGCUUAUGACUAAUUUGUAUAAAAAAAUUAAAAUAUAAGCAUAUUGCCAGAUUUUAUAGCUUUUUAGUAAUUAAGCAAGUCAUAGCCUUUGUAGUCAUUGAUAAUAAAUAGAACACCAUCUAUAUUUUUUGUUGUUGAUUCUAGCUUGAGACUUGGAAAUACGAUGCAGUUGCUCAAAUUAAUAAAUGAAUCAAUUCCAAAUUAAGAGGAAUUCUCUUCUUCAAUUUUACUUGUUGACCCUUAUAUGCAGAGUCCUCAUGUGGUAGCUCCUAUCUUAGGCCUUUUUAGAAACCAAAUAUUUUAUACUCCACUUGAUAACAGAAUGCAUGUUUAAGAAUUUUGUGAAUAUGUUAAAUAAAUUAACCCCAAAAAUUUGAUAUAUCCUCGUAAAUAUUAAGAUAUUUAAAUAUUUUUAGAAUAGCAAAGAGAGUAAAGCGGUUAAAGAAUAUUAACCUCAGUAUAUGGUAACGAUGAAGCUAUUUCUCUUAAUCUAUACCAGCAUGAAUAAGGUGCACUGACAAUUAACAAAAAUGAGCUUAAAAAUAUAAAGUUCUCUAAAUUUGAAAGGAUACCUUUUUUACCCUAAAUUGGCUAAAUUAAGGGAAUUUUGAACAGUGAGACAGGAUAAAUUUCUACAAGAAUUAGCAUUUCCAAUCAAAUGGAGUUUGAUGAUAAACUGAACGAAGAAACCAAAUAAAUUAUUAUUUUGAGAUAUAAAAACUUAAUUUAAAGGAAUUAAGGCUACAUCAAUUUGUAAAAUUUCAUAAUAUAAGAGAUGAAUCAGCUUGGUUAUUAAUAAACAUCCACACAAACAAAUAGCGAGGGACUUAAAAUCUAUCUAAAGAACCAAACUACUAAUGAUAUAGCUUAUGUGGAGCAUGACAAAGAAAAAACUUCAGUUUUUUGCUCGAAUAAAGAUAACACAUUAAGUAUUCUAAAUUUCAUUAAACAAAAAAUCAACAUAGUUGAGUUAAAAUGAAUUUUUUUUUAUUAAAUAAAAUAAAUUAACUUGAAAAGGAUUAAUAAAAAAUAUUAUUUGUAUGAUAAAAUUAAAAUAAAGAAAUAAUUAAAUUUAUUAUAAUCAUUAAAAUAAUUCUGAAAAGUAUUUGGCUUACUUUAAAUUCAUAAAAUCUUAUUUAACAAUAAUUUUAUUUUAUAUUUCAGCUUUUUUAUAUUUUAAAAUAAAUUUUAUAACUAUUAUCAAGUAAUCC
Molecule: messenger RNA, 2553 nt
Organism: Tetrahymena thermophila SB210
Lineage: Eukaryota; Ciliophora; Oligohymenophorea; Hymenostomatida; Tetrahymenidae
Exons: 1
Biological process (GO): snRNA processing
Cellular component (GO): integrator complex
Source: RefSeq, a predicted model, not a curated record